Molecule: messenger RNA, 3495 nt
Organism: Syngnathoides biaculeatus (alligator pipefish)
Lineage: Eukaryota; Metazoa; Chordata; Actinopteri; Syngnathiformes; Syngnathidae
Product: serine hydroxymethyltransferase, cytosolic-like
Exons: 12
Coding region: 182-1711 (509 amino acids)
Biological process (GO): L-serine catabolic process; folic acid metabolic process; purine nucleobase biosynthetic process
Cellular component (GO): cytoplasm; cytosol; nucleus
Molecular function (GO): glycine hydroxymethyltransferase activity; mRNA 5'-UTR binding; pyridoxal phosphate binding
Source: RefSeq, a predicted model, not a curated record
CAUCCGAAAAUAUCAAAUGCAUAAAAUAUGCAUGAACGUGUUUUUCAUCUGUGUCCAGAGCUGCAAGUACGUAAGUGGAAGUUACGAAGUUCCGCUGUUCAAGUUCCUCUAGUCAUACUGAAAGCGAGAGAGAGUCGCUCUGAGGAUUGUUUAUGCAACGGGGCAGGCCACACCUUUGAAAAUGUUCUCCAAAAUGGUGAAAUACAGCUCUACUAGAAGCAAAACAACAUUUUGGGUGCGCCACUGUCUAAGAACAACAACAAGUGUGGCUUUAACAAACGGCCAAUAUGUCACCAAGAAGACUUGGGACUCGCACCACAAGAUGAUGUUAGAGCCUCUGGCCAUCAACGACUCUGAGGUGUUCUCCAUCAUAAAAAAGGAGAAGGAAAAGCAGACAUAUGGGCUGGAGCUGAUUGCUUCAGAGAACUUCAUCAGCAGAGCUGUUCUAGAGGCUCUGGGAUCUUGUCUCAGCAACAAGUACUCCAAGGGAAAUCCUGGACAUAACCACUUUGGUGGAUCCGAGCAUGUUGACGAGCUGGAAAGUCUCUGUCAAAAGCGAGCAUUGGAGGCCUAUGGUCUGGACUCUCAAAAAUGGGGCGUGAACGUGCGAUCGUAUUCAGGUUCACCUGCCAACUUCGCUGUCUACACUGCUAUCGUGGGUCCAUACGGCCGAAUCAUGGGCUUGGACCUUCCAGAUGGAGGUCACCUGACACAUGGUUUCAGGACGGAGAAGAAAAAAUUCUCUGCAACGUCCAUGUUCUUUGAGUCCAUGCCGUACAAGGUGAAUCCUAAAACUGGUUACAUCGAUUAUGACAGACUGCAAGAAAAUGCAAAGCUUUUCCACCCCAAACUCAUCAUUGCAGGAACGAGCUGCUACUCCCGCAACAUCAACUACGCCCGUAUGAAGCAGAUCGCUCGAGAGAGCGGCGCGCAUCUGAUGGGAGACAUGGCGCACAUCGGUGGACUGGUGGCGGCCGGAGUCGUGCCUUCCCCCUUUGACUACUGCGACAUAGUUUCUACCACGACGCACAAGACGCUGCGCGGCUGCAGAGCCGGACUAAUAUUCUUCAGGAAAGGUGUGCACAGUGUAGACGGGAAGGAGACCACAAUGUACAAUCUCGAGUCUUUAAUCAACCAAGCCGUCUUUCCGGGGCUGCAGGGCGGCCCUCACAACCAUUCCAUCGCAGGCGUUGCUGUGGCUCUCAGACAAGCUAUGACGCCAGAGUUUAAAGCGUACCAGAUGCAGGUUCUUCUCAACUGCCAAGCGCUUUGCACUGCCCUCAUCGAGCACGGCUACAAAAUUGUGACCGGUGGUUCUGACAAUCAUCUUAUCCUGUUGGACCUGCGCAGUAAAGGAACAGAUGCGGUACGGGCCGAGAAAGUUCUGGAAGCCUGUGAUAUUUCUUGCAAUAAGCACGCCUGCCCAGGGGAAACAAGUGCAAUGAGCCCCAGUGGACUGAGACUCGGUUCUCCGGCGCUCACAUCCAGAGGCUUGGAGGAAGACGACUUUAGGAAGGUGGCAGAUUUCAUUCAUCAAGGCAUUGAGCUUACCCUGGAGGUGCAGAGAAGUUUGGAUCCGAAGGCCACUCUGAAGGACUUCAUCCUGGCGUUGGCCCAGGACAAGAAGUUCCAGCGCUGCGUGACUGAGAUCAGGACAGAAGUGGAGGCUUUCGCCGGUAAUUUCCCCAUGCCAGGUCACACUGAAGUGUAGAAAGCGACGACUCGGACACUGAUGGAUGUUUUGGGACUGAUAAUUGUGGGAAAUAUUGCCUGUAAUUUUGGAGGGGAGGAAUUUUGUGUGCAUUACAGAACUGGUUAGACCAUGAUUAACAGUCACAAUUUCAAUAUCCUUACAGCAUUUUUGUCUACUGCAGCUUUCCAUGCUUCAUUUGCGUUUAAGAUUUGAUUCAUCCAUCAAUUUUCUUAGCCGCAUAUCCUCACAAGGGUCGCAGGAGUGCUGGAGUCUCUCCCUGCUGUCAACAGGCACCCUGAACUGGUCGCGAGCCAAUCGCAGGGCGCAUCGAGACAAAUAGUCGCACUCCAAUCACACCUCGGGGCAAUUUAGAGUGUCCAAUUAAUUUUGCGUGUUUUUGGGAUGUGGGAGGAAACCGUAGUGCCGGAGAAAGACCUCAGAACUGUGAGCCCAACACUUUACAGCUGCACCACCGUGCCACCCGUUUAACAUUUAAUGUUCACUGAAUUACUGUAACAAAUUUAUUACUUACACGUUGCCUUAUCGUCAUUUUUGACAACUGUCGCGCCAUGUAUCUAUCUAUUUUUUUCAUUAUUAAGCAUAAUUCUUUUUAGAUUACUGUGUUUCGUGGCUUAUAGAAAAAAAUAGUACUGUACAAAAUUAUUGUAAAUACGUAUAUAUAUUUUAAAGAAAAGCUUUGUAUGGGAGGUAUGAUUUUAAGUUAUUCUGAAUUCCAUCUAUCCCAAGUCUAUUAAAUCGAGGUUCCACUGUAGAUCCAAACGAUUGUUCACACUUCGUCGACUUUGGCGAAUGCAGCUUCGGCCAGGAGGGGUCGAUGGCAUUGGGCGUCAUGUGAUUAUUCACCGGGUCUUUUGACCCUUGUGAACCCUCACACCCUGCGGAUAGCGGGUCAGCGGCGGUGUCCAAAAUCACUGCCCGUCUCCAUCUCCUGCUUUCCAUUUUAACUCCUCGAUCUCGCUCGCUCCUGUUUCCGUUGCCUUCUUCUUUAUACGAGCCGGUGCCUUUCACCCCUUUCUUGUCAUCUCAAGGGCCGUGAGAAUUCUCCAGAUUGAUUGGAUAAUGAAUCCUCUGCUGCCAAAUUUCUUCGGGAAUUGCCAUACAUGACAUCCUUCCUCCCUGCAAUCACUUAGGAGGUUCGAGUACUUGGCUGCUUCCUUUUCAAAAGCCUGUUCACAGCCCUCCUAUGGGAGAGUAGAUUUGAUACGAGAGAUACUUUUUGCCUACUCAGACCACGUGCGGCCUUAGCAUUAUCCGGAAAACCCGGGGGAACUGCGGUCUUCCUCCCGUAUAUAUUCAGAAUACAAGUACAAAUCAAUUCUGUAUUUAAUGCACAUCUAAUUUACAAAUAAAAUUGUUACUCUUUUGGGAAAAGAUUGCUUGUGUGGAUGAAUUUAACUCCGCCCCGGAGCAGCUGGUGGUGGAUGUCAAACUUACUUUUAUGAGUAUCCCUCAAAUGAGGUUGGAUUUUCAUUCUGGGAUUAUUUUUCUAUUUAUGUUGUUGCCACAAAUAAACAACACUGGGUGGGUAGAAUAGAUGAAAUAUGAGUCUUCUGUUAUUCCCACAGCACUGAGCCUUGUAAACAACCCUGACAAAUUUGGAUCUACAAAAAAAUAACACCAAAUGUAUAAAAUGAGGCUUCACAAAUGUGAAUAAUCGAGCAUUUGACUCUGCUCUGAAAUGCUGUUUGUGCGUUUGCUAAAUGCGCUGAAAACACACCCACUUGGCUGUUAAAAUCAAAUCAACAAAUAAAGUACCACACCUUUCUCAUAACUACACAUCU